AACAAUAAGAAAACAACCAAAUUAAAUUACUAGUGAAAAAGAAAAAAAAGCAAGGAUGUUUUCUUCAAAAAUGUUUGUUUUAAUUUCGAUUGCGUUGACGGCGGCGAUAAUUGCGUCAGAGGCGCAAACAACGCCGCCGUCGUGUGCCUCGAAAUUAGUGCCAUGUGCGCCUUACCUUAACGCAUCGAGUCCCCCUGCGGAGUGUUGUGAUCCAUUGAGAGACGCAAUAACAAAUGAUUUAGAUUGUUUGUGUAAAUUGUAUGAAAAUCCAACUUUGCUGCCUUCACUUGGUAUUAAUAUUACUCAAGCACUUGCACUUCCUAAGGCUUGUAAUAUUUCUGGUGAUCUUAGUGCUUGUACUACAGGUGGUGCUCCAGGUCCAAGUUCUGAAGGCUUGCCACCCCCAGUCACGCCAGGUGGAAACAAUGGCAGCAAUGGAGUAAACAAAUUUACAUGGAGUGGAAUGUCAUUUUUUCUUGUAAUUUGUGCUUCUUUGAUGCUGGCUUAAAAGCACUAAUUUGUGUUCAUAUGUUGGAGUUUACAUGUAUUGUUGUUUGUUUCACUUUAUUUUAUAAUUUUGGUCUAGUGUUACAUUCUUGGUGUAUGGAUUUUUGUUUAGACCAUUUAAUAUACGUAAUUAUUAUUUAUGUUCUAAA
Messenger RNA from Solanum verrucosum, 656 nucleotides. RefSeq names its product non-specific lipid transfer protein GPI-anchored 7-like. The transcript is spliced from 3 exons. NCBI's taxonomy places the organism in Eukaryota, Viridiplantae, Streptophyta, Magnoliopsida, Solanales, Solanaceae. The record is from RefSeq and is a predicted model, not a curated record. Bases 56 to 508 code for a protein of 150 amino acids. Gene Ontology annotation, biological process: lipid transport. Gene Ontology annotation, molecular function: lipid binding.